This is a messenger RNA of Paramisgurnus dabryanus, 1731 nucleotides long. RefSeq names its product ring finger protein 223 (gene rnf223). Gene Ontology annotation, biological process: protein ubiquitination. NCBI's taxonomy places the organism in Eukaryota, Metazoa, Chordata, Actinopteri, Cypriniformes, Cobitidae. Gene Ontology annotation, molecular function: ubiquitin protein ligase activity. The record is from RefSeq and is a predicted model, not a curated record.
AUAGCGCGUGCUGAAAGAGAGCAGAUAAAUUGAGGCAGGUGAGUGUGGACGUGAGACACAGAGAAGGAGCAGGCAACAGCCCACCUGCGUUCAGCCUCAUUUGUUCUGGCUCCUGAAAGGGGAACACUACAUUAACAAGAGGACUGCUGACAGCCCUGAGCUGAUAAUGCAUUUCACUCCUUAGGGAGACAAAGUGAUGAGAAGAUAAAAGUGGAAUCACUAGAAGAGGGAUACACAUUGCACCGGAGCUUACAGUGAAUCUCCAAUUGAAAAAAUACAUUCCUGUAAGAUGGAGCCAGUCCCCAUGGUGUGGCACACCCAGGUGGUCCCAGUGUACGGUGACCCAGAAAGGGCGAGUUCGCAACCCGAGUGCUCCAUCUGCUUUAACACCUAUGACAAUGUCUUCAAAACACCCAAACAGCUGGAUUGCACGCACACUUUCUGCCUUGAGUGCAUUUCCCGAAUCAUGGCCACCUCAAUGGACCCCCAAAACUCCCAGAUCUCCUGUCCUUUCUGCCGCCAUCACACCACCAUCCCAAAAAAGGGUCCGCCGGCUCUGACCACCAGCCAGGAGGUGCUGUGCCGUCUCCCCGUCCACCAGCAACACGAGGAGCCGGUAUGGCUGGAUGGAGAGAAGUUGUGCUACCAGCGACCCAUGGAUAAGCCUGGUGUGCAAGCAUUCUGUAUUUGCGUCGAUAUUGGGGCCAAUGGACAAAGUGUUGCCGCCUCUCCUCAGACUCAACGGAGAGUUGGGCUCCUGGAGAGGCUGAUGGACUGGAAGCGGCUGCUGCUUUUUAUUUCCCUUAUGGUAUUACUCAUGGUGAUCAUUUUGUGGCCCUUACAGUGCAUCGUGACGACCGGGACUAUGCGUUGUACUCCCCAGCUCCCACGGCCAUCCACUACCACCGUCUCCACUACCACCACAACGAUCACAAUGGCUACAACGAAUCAGUAAAAUAUACAUAAAGAAAUGCUUUUGGACUUGCAUCAGGAUUUGCAAUGUUUACAUAGCUCUUUGCAAAGCCUGUUGGGUGCUAAGGGAGUUAGGGUGCGGUCGCACUACUUUGCGCUCCAUUCAUUCACUAAGAAUGUGGAUUAAAAAUGACCAAGAUUUGCAUACUUGCUGUAUUAAUCCUACUGCAGAUGUAAAUGGGUUUGUAAAGCCAGACAGUGCAUUAAAUUUAUAUUGCAUUGCAUUACAUUACCUUACAUUUGAGCAUCUGACAAAGCUACAUUAUAAAUUAGAAACAUUGCAAAUGAUGAAAGUCAGAAAGUUAAAAAGAAGAAACUGAACCACGCAUUAGGGGGUGCUGUGAUCCAUGUCACUGCCACAUUUGGAUUGGUUUAGUACUCACAAGGUACCCAAGUUUGAAUGUGAUCCACUGCGCUGUCGUUCAUCCAAUUAAUCUGCCAUGCACUUAGAGGACUUUGCUGAAAAAGCCGACAAAGAAGUAUUUCUGAAUGAGGCCGGGAUUAAGCUGAUUCGGUAUUUGAUGAACAUGCAAUACGUGCCGAGAGCAUUCGAAGAGGUGGCUUUAGCGGCUUCUGCAUCAAAGCAAUUUGUAAAGACGUUACUUAAAAACUUUUUUUGACAAGCAAAACGAUUUCUACUUUUGUAUAUUUGUGUACAUUACAUUUGACCGUAUUUUAUGAAAUGUAUUCUUUUUUAUAAACAAUAAAAGACUGUUGCUUCUAAAAGCAUGUGGAUGUUGUUUAGGGAAAACUGCUUUU